AGUGGGAGGUGCGGAAGCAGAAACAUCAACCUCUGACGUGUACCAAUUGUCGGUGAAACUAAUCUGCGUGUACUGUUGAUUGAAAUAAAUGCAAGAUGUUAAAAAUAAUCUGUCUUUUGGCAAUAUGUAGUUUCUGUAUUGCUGAACCUACUGGUUUAGAGACAGUCGACGAUAAAAAGCUCACAGAUCUGAUAGGAAACGAGAAAUAUGUGGUUGUGCUCUUCACAAAGAAAGAUUGUGAGACUUGCGACAACUUUGAGAAUGAGUUGAUUCAUUUAAAAGAAGAUCUGAUAAACUCCUUGAUUCCAUGGGUUGUUAAGGCUGUGGAUAGUCAGCUUCGUAAAAUUUAUAUCCCAGAUGAGGAGCCUAUACUUGUCUUCUUUAGAUAUGGAAUACCUUUACUCUAUGAUGGGCCAUUAAAUGAUGAAGAAAUAUUGACUCUUUUUACGGAAAAUAAGGAACCUACUGUAAAGCAAUUAACAGAUGAUACAUUCGAGCAUUUAACUCAGGCAAGCAGUGGGGCUACAACUGGAGACUGGUUUGUUAUGUUUUAUAGUACAGAUUGCAUGGAGUCUAUUCGAAUGUCUACUAAAUGGGAGACUGUAGGAGCAAAGCUUAAGCAUAGGGUUAACGUAGCACGGAUUGAUAUAUAUACUACUGGAGCAUCCACAGCCAGAAGAUUCAAAGUUUCUGAGACUCCUGCAUUUAUAUUCUUCAGGCAUGGUAAAAUGUAUCGUUACGAAAUCCCGAAAUACGAUAUUAAUGCAUUUGUAUCAUUUGCAAAAGAUUGGUACAAAAAUGCGCGUGCCGAAAUUGUACCUGUACCGCAAACCCCAUUUGAUGAUUUCGUACAAACGAUCGCAAAUGGACUUCGUGAUAAUCCAUGGAUCAUGAAGCUUGGUAGUAUUACCAUUGGUGUACUUAUUAUAAUUUCGGUAGCGUCUAAAUUCAGACGCAAACCUGAGAUGCCUCAAAAGAAAGACUAAUAAUUUUAUGCACCAAAAAUAUGUUAUGGGUACUGUGUCAAACUAUUCAUGUUUACAAUAAAACUUUUUAAAUACAAUUGUACUGUACUUUUCGACUAUUUUCAUGUUAGUUGACAACAAUAUGCUUCCACAAUUGUAUUGAUAAAUUCAGUACCCAUAAUAUGUACAGAGAGAUAUAAAUUUGUUUAUAUUCCUAGACAUUGCAUUUUAUUCCAUAUAAAAUAGUGUGUGAUAGUUACAAUGUGGUUCAUUUUUUUAACAGAAAUAUUUUUUACGUUUUACAAUAAAUAUUCUUAAAUAAAAAUUGUUGCUAUUAAAAGAUGUUAAAAUAUUUAUCAUAGUGUCUUCUAAGAACAAAUAUUUAUGCUAAUGGAAGUGUGCGUUUUACAUUUACAUUUGCCCACUUAACAAUUAAAUACCACCUGAUUGAAAGCAAUAUAUUUAUUUAAGUAUUAUAAAUUAUACUUCAAUUAUACUUUAACUUAUUUGCAUUAAAGAAAUAAAUUUGAAUGUCCACAUCAUCACAUUCAUUAGAUACAUACACCUCUUUAUAACUUUUAUUG
Nomia melanderi (Alkali bee) is the source of this 1549-nucleotide messenger RNA. Its product is annotated as protein disulfide-isomerase A4. The record is from RefSeq and is a predicted model, not a curated record. Lineage: Eukaryota; Metazoa; Arthropoda; Insecta; Hymenoptera; Halictidae.